CUCCAGUCAAAGCGGCCCUGCAGAAGAGUGAGAGACGGAGAGGGAAACAGCAAGCCCGCAGCCAUGAGUUUGGUAGCGAACGAGGAUUUCCAGCACAUUCUGCGUAUCCUGAACACCAAUGUCGAUGGGAAGCAGAAGAUUAUGUUCGCUCUCACCUCCAUCAAGGGUAUCGGCCGUCGAUUCGCCAACAUCUGCUGCAAAAAAGCUGAUAUUGACAUGAACAAAAGGGCUGGUGAACUUUCUUCAGCUGAGAUUGACAACUUGAUGACUGUUGUUGCGAACCCUCGCCAGUUCAAGGUUCCUGACUGGUUCCUUAACAGGCAGAAGGACUACAAGGAUGGUGGCUAUUCUCAGGUUGUGUCCAAUGCAUUGGACAUGAAGCUCAGGGAUGAUCUUGAGCGAUUGAAGAAAAUUAGGAAUCACCGUGGUCUUCGUCACUACUGGGGUCUUCGUGUACGUGGACAGCACACUAAGACAACUGGACGUAGGGGAAAGACUGUUGGUGUCUCAAAGAAGCGUUAAGAUUGAUUACACCUGUGAUAUUUCAUGUUCUGUUCUAAAUUUUGUUUUCAUAUACAAUGAUGUGGUCUUUAGCAUGUAGUACAUGUUUCUUGAGACUGAGCUUUUUAGGGGUUCAAUGAAGGCAGACCUUAUCUUUUCUGUUUUGCUACAUUAUUGAAUGAUUCUUGUGAACUUAAUAGAUCCUUGAGUGUUUUUGGUUUCUUGUGA
Molecule: messenger RNA, 729 nt
Organism: Ipomoea triloba (trilobed morning glory)
Lineage: Eukaryota; Viridiplantae; Streptophyta; Magnoliopsida; Solanales; Convolvulaceae
Product: 40S ribosomal protein S18-like
Exons: 4
Coding region: 64-522 (152 amino acids)
Biological process (GO): translation
Cellular component (GO): ribosome; cytosol; small ribosomal subunit
Molecular function (GO): RNA binding; structural constituent of ribosome
Source: RefSeq, a predicted model, not a curated record